CUAAGAAUCGGCGACCGUGUAUAUAUAAACCUAUUCCACCCCUCCUCGUCAACAUCUCUCUCAUCCCUCCCAUUCCCUUCACCUAACCAGCCCUAAUUUACUCCGGCACUCACAAUCACCAUGAAAUCCCUCCACUUCCUCCUCCCCCUAACCCUCUACACCACCACAGCCUUAUCCCAAGGGAUCUACAUCAACUCCCCCGCCCCCGGCUCCCAACUAUCAGCCGGAUCCAGCAUAACCGUCCAAGUAGCUCGCUACGACUUCAUCCAAUCCGUCGCCGAAAUCGGCCUCGGAAUCGGUUUCUCCUCCUGCACCAACGGAUGUCCCGAUCCCACUGCUUCCCUGGGAACUCUGGGCUAUAGUGGUGGUUAUGACCCCGAGUUCGGGCCUGGGAUUCAUGAUCAGUAUGAGAACUUUACUAUGACGGUGCCGGAGACCACGGGGCCGGCACAGAUUGGUGUAGUGAGGGCGUUUUUGGUGGGGUUGGGGUAUGAGACGACGAUUGGGAGUGCGGUGGCGAAUGUUACGAUUGUUUGAGGAUAGAUUGGUUGAAUGUUGAUGAACCUAUGGAUUAUGGUAUGUAGAGUGGGGAUGUAUGGAGAUAGGGCGAUGCGGGCAUAAUUAAAC
Molecule: messenger RNA, 627 nt
Organism: Aspergillus sclerotioniger CBS 115572
Lineage: Eukaryota; Fungi; Ascomycota; Eurotiomycetes; Eurotiales; Aspergillaceae
Exons: 3
Coding region: 121-537 (138 amino acids)
Source: RefSeq, a predicted model, not a curated record